Hyposmocoma kahamanoa is the source of this 2496-nucleotide messenger RNA. Its product is annotated as discoidin domain-containing receptor 2-like. The record is from RefSeq and is a predicted model, not a curated record. The transcript has 12 exons. Lineage: Eukaryota; Metazoa; Arthropoda; Insecta; Lepidoptera; Cosmopterigidae. Bases 1 to 2217 code for a protein of 738 amino acids.
AUGUGGCGUUUAGCGCCACUAGUGAUAAGGCUGACAGCCAUGUCACUGGUGGCGCUAGCGGUGGCGGAGAGCGGCGUUGGGCGUGAUACGGAGGUAACUCAGGCGCCGCCGACGCCUGCGCGUGCGCCGCCUCCCUCACCGCGCCCCCGCCCCGAGCGCCGUCAACGCAACCGUCGUCGCACUACCACAACUACAACGACCACACCCGAACCAGACGAAGACGAAGAGGACCAUACUACACCCAUGACCACUACUACAGUCGACCCCAGAACUUUCGAUCACACUGACGUGGGCAGUUGCGCUGUGCCGCUCGGUAUGGAGAGCGGACUCAUCUCAAAUGAUUCCCUAUCAUCCAGCUCUAGCUACGACCAGAGUGUCUCACCGCUCAGUGCCAGGAUCCGUACAGAAAUCCGUGGAGGUGCAUGGUGCCCCAAUGGACUGAUUCUUCCUAACAGUCGCCAAUAUCUGGAGAUAGACCUACGCGACGAGUACCUAAUCACGGGUACUGAAUCGCAAGGUCGUUUCGCUAACUCCGUUGGCGUAGAAUUCGUGGAGUCCUACUCACUGGAAUACUGGCGCAGGUCGCUCAACCGUUGGUUCAAGUAUAAGGAUUUCAACGGAAGCCGGCUUAUACCAGGAAAUGUGAACACAUACACACCGAAGAAAUCGACAUUAGAAGCCCCAUUCGUAGCGUCCAAAGUUCGCUUUUUUCCGUAUGCUGCUCACCCUAGAACUGCCUGCAUGCGAGUGGAAUUAUAUGGAUGCCGCUGGAAACAGGCGUUAAUUGCAUAUUCGGCGCCGCGUGGGGGUGAUAUGCAAGCUAUGACCGGGGGGGCAAGAUUCGAAGAUCUGUCGUAUGACGGUGUCAUGCGUGAAGGGAAAUUAAUGGACGGCCUCGGUCAAAUGACUGACUCGCUCCUUGGACCAAAUGAUUUUGAAUUACCAGAUCCCAAUGACACGCGAGGAACUCGCUGGGUGGGCUGGAAUAAGUCGAUGCUAAUAGACGACGAAGUAGAGAUAAGGUUUAACUUUAGUACUCCUAGAAUUUUAUACCACAUUGAUAUACAUACGAAUAAUAUGUUCACCAAAGAUGUUCAGUUAUUCAAAGAAGCUGAGGUGUACUUUUCGCUGGAGGGCGAGAGAUGGCAGGAGGAUUAUAUAUCGUACGAACCGAAGCAGGACCGCGUGUCGGAGCAUGCUCGCACCAUCCACAUCGACCUGCAGAACCGCACUGCGCAGCACAUCAAGAUCAGACUCAAGUUCCAACACGAGUGGAUCCUCAUCAGCGAAAUUACUUUCAAAUCAAUACCAACCGUCGUGAACGCGUCUGCCGAGUUCCUGGAAGAUUAUUACCGGACUGACACGCCGCCGUCAUCACGAAAGAAACGAAACUCAUCAAUUAGGGUGUCUUUGGGGCUUGCCUGCGGAGCACUGGUUGGAGGAGGAGCGUUCAUCGCCGCUACAGUCGUGCUCGUCAUUAAAAGGAACAGAAGGCGAGUCCCCAACAUGUUGAAGAAACCCUUCUGUCCUACUCUGAGAAACAAUUCGAGCGCGAGAAACAAUCGAAGAGCACCACGGUUAGCGUUGGCUUUAGCUAACUGUCCGCCUAUACAUAUGCUGAGGCCGGCGGUGGUGGACGAGGAUUACCGCGAACCCUACAACAUCUGGCGCGAGACUCUCGGCCGCCGCGACAAGCGUGAAACAAACGAACAAAACGAAUAUAACGAAAUUUGCGAAGAUCCGGAGUUUCCACGACAAUAUAUGAUGAAGCGACCCGAUCCCCACGAAAGUUUUUACGCUGCAACGGACAUUAUACACCAUACGUACCCGGAAGAACAUGGAGGGCGACGCGAUCGCGCUCCACCAGGACUCUUCACCUCCAUCAAACUGCCAGAAGCGGAGCCCCCAAACGGAGUUGCGCCCCUGCUGGACUUCCCGCGGGGGCGCAUAAGACCAGUUACUUUGCUAGGGGAAGGCCCUCAUGGCACUGUCCAGUUUUGUAGAGGAGGAUUCAUCAAUGGAUGGGGCCAUAGAAAGCAACACUGGAUAAUGUUUUUUCCCUUCUUCUUUAUAAAUAUGAUUGUAUUCCUUGAACAGUCCUCUUUUUGUCCUAUUAAAAUUUGCCGCCAUUUUGGCGGGAGGAGAAUUUUCCCGAAUUGUGGCUUUUCUUUUGGUGGCAGAAAUCCUGCCACCACUGUCGUCAGUCAUCACAAUUGAAAACUUAGAUUGAAUUGACCAAUUGAGUCUAGGCAAAAUAAGUUAUAAAAGAAGUAAAAAGGGCUAAUAAAGAAUUUCUACAAAUUAAUUUUGUAAUUUGCGCCCGUACACUUCAAAGUUCGCGCCCUUUUUUUUCAGUGGUAUUAUUCUUUUUCUUUUUUCUUUUUUAUAAAAACAUAAUAAAACCUCAACACCCCCUUUCAAUGUUAACUUCUCUAAGUUAAGAGUGCACAUAUAAAGUAUUGGAGUUCCAUCAAUGAAAUUAAUAAAACUUUCUCA